Messenger RNA from Penicillium mononematosum, 966 nucleotides. Its product is annotated as putative JmjC domain protein. The transcript has 3 exons. Gene Ontology annotation, molecular function: 2-oxoglutarate-dependent dioxygenase activity. The record is from RefSeq and is a predicted model, not a curated record. The coding region runs from base 1 to 966 and encodes 321 amino acids. Lineage: Eukaryota; Fungi; Ascomycota; Eurotiomycetes; Eurotiales; Aspergillaceae.
AUGAAGCUACAGCCAUGGUCAAUCCGAGUCAGGACACGACUCCCCCGCUCAUCACUCCAUUAUAAACCCCGAUCAAGUGUCCGAACCCUUUCCGCUCCUUCACACCCUCAAUACCGACCACUCGGCAUCCUCGAAAAUGCCACCCUGGACACCUUCCAACAGCGUUGCUUCCUCCCCGAACAACCAGCAAUUCUCCCACGCUCUACCUUCCAAGACCUCCCCGCCCUGAAGCAAUGGUUCAGAAGCGCGAGUCCGCAGUCAACGCUAGGCACCUCAAGCCUGAACCUGGAAUAUCUCCACAAACACGGCGCCGACGCGUUUCUCACGGAAUCCACGUCGACAGACACUACAUCCGAACCGGACGACAUGGCAACAGAAAUACAUAGCUUCCGGCAGUUUCACGCGCCGCUCACGCUGUUCCUCGACUGGAUGCGCACGGCCGAGUCCACUCCCCAAUCAACACGACUAUACCUAGCCCAAUGCCAGCUCCUUGACCUCCCUCCCGUCCUUCGAGGUGAUUUCCCGACGCCGGAGCUUGUGGUGCGCGCGGGAAAGGGCGAUGUAUACGAUACGAAUGUGUGGAUUGGACACCCGCCCACUUAUACGCCACUCCACCGUGACCCGAACCCGAACAUGUUUGUCCAGCUGGCUGGGAAGAAGGUUGUGCGGCUGCUUGCACCGGCGGAUGGGCAGGCUGUGUUUGGGGCUGUGAGGAGGCGGCUAGGGAAGAGUGGGAGUCGGGAGGCAGCGGCUUUCCGGGGUGAGGAGAUGAUGCAAGGGAGAGAGAGGGCGUUGUUAGAUGAGAUGGUUUGGGGGACUCCGGUUUCUGCUGGUUCGGAUGCUGGGGUUGGCUUUGAAGCGUGUCUUGGGCCUAGUGAUGGGCUGUUCAUUCCCAAGGGAUGGUGGCAUAGUAUUAAGGGAGUUGGUGGAGGUGUUACGGCUUCGGUCAAUUGGUGGUUUCGAUAG